Molecule: messenger RNA, 5876 nt
Organism: Rhineura floridana
Lineage: Eukaryota; Metazoa; Chordata; Lepidosauria; Squamata; Rhineuridae
Gene: FAM169A
Product: family with sequence similarity 169 member A
Exons: 13
Coding region: 270-2435 (721 amino acids)
Source: RefSeq, a predicted model, not a curated record
CAUAAAUAAUUCACUCAGCUGUGCAGUCUCUGGAGCACGACAAAAGGAAGGCUUGGAUUGAUUUGGGGCAUAAGGUCUCGUUUGUCCCCGGAUUUCUUUUGUUGUUGUAGUAACAGCAGCAGCAGCUUCUCGCCAGCUGGGAGAUGCGCUGAGGAGGGCGAGCAGCAAGGGAGCUCGGAGUGGGUGCAGCUUGAAAGCUCCAGACGUUGCAGAAUGAGUGCGUCAGAAACAGGGAGAGGAAAGGGGAGACCAGAAGGGGAGGGACGGCGAUGAUGCUAUCGGGCGCCCAGCAGCGACGUCGAGAAGAGCAGAAGGUGAGCCGAGGUGGACUCUUUAGUUACCAACGCAGCCCCCUUCCAGCCACGACCACCCCUGCACCUUUUCUUGCAGCCCCAGAGGACCUAGAUUUGCCCGAGGGGAUGGCCUUCCCUGUGGAUUUGCUAGAUAACUACAGUCAUGAAGACCUGGAGAGUUCUGGAGAAGAUUAUCUGUCUGAUCUUAGGUGCGGGGAUCCAGAAAACCCAGAGUUCCUGUCUCUUGCCAAUAAUGUCAAAAUUCCAAUUUGCUUAUCAACAGUAGGCUUCGUUCCACUUUAUGGCGGAGAGGAAAGACACAAAGUCCUUGCUUUGUUUGCGCCAGAGGAUUCACUCAAAGCGGUUGCCCUGUUCCUUGCUGAUCAGUGGUGGACUAUUGAUGAUAUUGUGAGAACAUCUGUCCCUUCUAGAGAAGGACUUUUGCAGGUGAAGUCCAUUGGGGAGAGAAUAGCUCUUUAUGUGCUAAAUAGAAUAAUUUAUCGCAAGCAAGAAAUUGAGAAAAAUGAAUACCCGUUCCUUUGUCAUGGUAGCCACGAUUAUGCGAAAGUUUUAUGGAAGAAAGGAGAGGCAAUUGGUUUUUAUUCUGUUAAGCUUCCAGGAAGCAUAUGUAGUGCCUUUCUUACCCAGAGCUACCAGCUUCCAGUCCUUGACACAAUGUUUGUGAGGAAGAAACAUAGAGGGAAAGAGUUUGGACUACUCAUGCUGGAAGAUUUUGUGGAUUCUUUCAAAGAAGAUGCCCUUGGCCUGCGGUUCCCACUCACAUCAUUUAUGCGUGUUGCUUGCCAGAAGUAUUUUGAAAGGUACCCAGGGGAUCAUGACCUUCUGUGGGAAGUUGAAGGAAUUGGCCACUGGCAUCAGCGGAAACCAGUAGCUACCAUAUUGCAGAGAGAGAGUUUCAAAUAUAUAGAAGGCUCACAGAAAGAAAGCAACAAUUCCCAGGUUGAAGGUAGCUUUCUGCAGACUGCCGUGGACAACACAACAAGUGAACAAGCAUCAGAGCCCAGAGAAGCACAGCUAAGUGCUGAUACUCAUAAAAACAAAGAUGGCUUAGAUGUAUGUGAAGGUACUUCGCAAGCUAAAUUUGCGGGGGGGUUUCUUCCCCCAGAACUUAAUGCUACUCAGCUUUCUAAUAGAUCAAGAAGCAAUAAUCUCAAACGUCCUAAGUUGGGGAAAAGGACCCAAGAACCUGAAAUUCUUGGUGAAGAUAUCAACAUUUCGCAAACAUCAGAAAGCAGACUGGAACAGGUUGCACAUGUAUCUGAAAGUUCAGAACAGUUGAUAGAGCAGAUGGAAGAAAAUGUGGUUGAAAGUGAGCAGGAGGUGUUAGUUGAAAAUCAAAAACAACAAGCCCAAGAAGCACCACAGCUAUGUCCUGCAUCUGAGAAGCAGAAUGAUAAAGAGGAAGUGGAUGUAGAGCCACUUAAUGGAGAGCUAAUGGAAGAUGCUAUCAAGGUGUCGAUAGUGACUGAAGGGCAAACAGCAAGUGAAGUUGUGGACGGAGAAUCAAAGUUGCCAUCAGAAAAUCCAGAGGAAACAACUUUAACUUUACUUGUCCCAUUAAUCCUUGAUUCUUCAGUAAAAUCCACUGAAGACAGUGAUGACAAUAUUUCUGAUAAGUUUGACAACAUGGCAGAUGCUGAAAUGCCUCCAGAAGAGGAACAACAAACGAGACAAAGGAAAAGGACACUUGUUCAGAAUUCAGAUCCUGUUGCUGCCGCAGAAAAGGAAGAACCUGCCAACAAUGGUCUUUCGAACUCUGUAGCAACAGCUGAGGCUCUGGAAGACACCCUGUCUGAGAAUGUGUCUCCUAACACAACUUCGUCCAUGGAAGAUCAAAGCGAGGAGGGAGGAUCUGAUUCUCCAGAGGCCCCUGUUGUUCUAGGUCAGGGUGCUUUAGUGAUGGUUGAACUGGAGGAUAUCUCAUACCCGCAUCACCCAGAGGGGCAAAAGAACCAACUGGAUGAACAGUCUGAAGAGUCAGCUGAGCCUGCGUCUGAGAGAGCUGCAGAUAGCAGUUCAGAGGAUGUGGAAAUUGAGGUGCCCGUAGUAGACAGGCGGACCUUACGAAGAAAGGCCAAAGGAUACAAAGGACCACCCAAGAAAAAAGGAAAGCUAAUUUGAAAAGAGAAACAUCUUCACCUAGUUGGAUCAUUUGCUGUGUUGUAUUUUUCUUUCUUUCUUUUUUAAAAAAACAAGCUAUGAAACUACAUGGACCACCAGGGCACACACAUUGUAUUCGAACCCCCAAAUCACUCCAUUUCCCCCAAUUAGUUAUUUAUUUUGUGUGUUUAACCACUAUAUGAGGAGAAUGUAUUGGGUAUGAAAGUAAAUGGCCAGUCAUGUUAAAAAUAAGAUGGAAGAACCCAUUUUAGCCCAGUUUGUUUAGGCACAAAAACUUUGCCUCAAGCCACAUUAGAGAUGUUGAAAAGCCAAAUUGCAUCUUGCACUGUAAAUUCCUAAGCUUCCUGAUGUGGCUCUUGAUUUGCAAGCCACUAUUUACAGUAACUGAAGUGAGUUCAAGUGCUACCCAUUCUCCACUGUGUUUUUAUUAUAUGUCAGAUACUUCUCCAGUUCUAGCUUAGAGAACGUGCCAUUAGUCUGCUCCGCAUGAUAUGGAAGUAUUAAUCACACACCCUGGUAACUUCAUAGGCUUAUCAGGUACAGAUGCUAUGACUAUAGUUAUUUUUCAGAGACUGUAUCAUUAUUUUGUAGCAAAUUAAAAGCCUGUUUUGUAAUAAGAGAAAUACAGGAUAUCUGACAUUAUUUCUGCUUAGUUGUGAACAUCCUUCCCUACUGAAUCUUUGGCUCUUCAUGGAUGCUAUACCCAUGUUCAUUAAACCAAGUGUUAAUCAGCCUUUCCCAACCAGUGUGCCUCCAGAUGUUGUUGGACCACAACUCCCAUCAGCCUCAGCCAGCAUUGCCUAUGGUUAAGAAAAAUGGGAAUUGUGGUCCAACAACAUCUGGAGGCACACUGGUUGGGAAAGGCUGUGUUAGAUGUUCCCAACUAUGGACCUGAAUUCUCAGUUUUGUAUUGGAGUCGUCUUGUUUUUUCACCUGUGAAUAAAGCAGAUUGUUUCUUUUCACGAAUGAAGCUUCUAAUAUACUGGCUAGAAAACUGAACAAUAAUUAAAAAUAAGUAAGAUAAGAACCUCAGAUUUGUAUGGUUAUAUCUUUUUAUAAGUAAUGGCAAUUGGCAAGGUUCAUCAAGAAUGUCUUAAAUUUGAGGUAAUUUCUCUUUUAGUGUGUAUUAAUAAAAAGGUUCACUUGAAUAGCAUUCAGAGAUUUUGAUUUUAAUGUGUUGACAAUUGGUCUGUUUUGGCUUUCUGGUUGUACAAACUUUCCGGCUAUUUUCUAAUAGCUCAGUGGACUGCCGUUUUUUUAAAAAAAGCCUCUUACUUUUUCUUGUCUUGACAAAAUAGCUGUUUGGUUUUUUUAAAAGCAUGUCAUGGGAAGCUUUGGAUUUGAAGUGUAUAGAAUUGCUGAGUUGAAUCUGGAUUUUCAGGAUGUUUUUUUCUACCAAUGUACAUUUUGUAUAUUGUGCAUUAGAAGUGUACGUGCAGCAAUUUUAGUUGUUUGUAAGAAAAUAUAUUCAAGUGAACCUUCAGCAUUUCUAAUGUUUGAUUAAACACUUUCUUACAAAGCACAUAACUGUUUAAGGCUUAUCUCUUGUAUUAAGAAUUUUUUUGUAAAAUAAGACACCAUGACAAUUGAAGAAUUGUCUACAGUUUUUUGCUAUCUCAUUAGGACUGGAAUUUUUGAUGGAAAUUGGGGGGGUAGACUUUGCGUACAGAGUUUUAACAAAUAUAGGAUAUGAAUGUUAGGUGUAUUGGGCUACACAUUAAUAAUUAACACAUUAAUUUCAUGGGACUUUACCAUUCUUGCUCUGUAAGUCAAAACUACGUUUUGUGUAGUGACUCAAACCUGUAUUCUGGAUUGUAGUGAUUCAAUUAUAACUGUUUUUAAAUCAGUGUAUUUUCCCCCAAAUCAUACAUUGGUCUUGCUGCAUUUAAUGCCUUAGAACUUUGUUAGUGGAGUCAAUUUUUGUCUUCAUUCCGUAAUUUAAAUCGGUCUGUAGUAGCAUCUUAACAUUUAUUUCUUCUUUGAUUGUUCAGCUUCUCCACCCUGCUAGGGUCUCACCAUAAGGAAAUUUUAAGGUGCUUUAAUCUUCAUGGCAGUGGUUUCAGGACCAUGCCUUUGGUUGCUUUGUGUAUAAAUUGGAGUAAUAAGUUUUUCUCUUUUUAUCCAAACAUGGGAAAGAUUUUCCUGUCUGGAAUACCCUGAUGUGUGAAUUGUUCCGAGUUAUUCUUGUUUACAUUCAUUUAAUCAAAAUAAGAAUGUGUCUCACAUCAUGCUUUGUUUACAAAAUGUAGCUUUAAUAUGUUUACUAGAGAGCUUAGGAGAGUUAAAUGGAGUAUCUAAAUCAGCCUUUGUGACCUGGUGCUCUCCAAAUAUUUUGGACUACAACUCCCAUUAGCCCCAGGUAGCACAUGCUGCCUGGGGUUGAUGGGAGUUGUAAUCCCAAACAUCCAGAGGGCACCAGGUUCACAAAGGCUGAUCUAAGUAUGAAGACCUAAGUAUGGGUAAUGUGUAGCCUGGUUAUAGCUUCACUCUUCCUGAUGGAGCCACAGCUGGAUGGCCACAUUCUGGUUACUUCCCAACUAAAUUUUUGUUCCUCUUCAUUAGCUCCUUUUACUACUACACAGCUAGAAACAUCAAAUUACUAGAACUAUGCUGAAAGAUCAGUUAAGAACAGGCUUGUAAAACUAAAUGAAACAAGACUAUGCCAUUGAAAUGUUACGCAGCUUAAAACAAGUUCUUGAAGGGUUAUUGUUCAGCAUUGAAGUUUUGUAGGCAACCUUAAAAGACCUAUGAUGCUUGCAAAGAAAAAAGGACCAAAUUCUUUGUGACUAAAACAUGAUGUGGGAUAUUGCAUACAAUCCAAAUGCAGUAUUAUCAUUUCCUUUUUUUAAUUGCAGGAUACAGCCUAAAGAAUGUUAGUUUGUGAACUCAACUUUGCUUAUAUCUGUGCAGUUCUACAGGAUCUCAAUAUUUGUUUGGAUGUCUUACUGUUUCUCCUAAUGCCUACAACGUGCUUUUAGAUCCCACGCUCCACCAUUUUCAAAAGGUUUUAUUUCAUGCAGAACUGCUUUACUGAAUUCAUUGCAUGAAACAUGUAGGACUUCCUCUUGUGUUAGGAAUAAAGCCUUUUAACGUUUAGCUGAACAGAAGCUUUUUGCAGUCUUUUUGUUUAUGCACACUGCCCAAGUUUUCCCAGAACCUUUAGUGCUAUUAUCUUGGUUCACAAAGAAAAGCAAUAUACACUUCAGGUUUCAGAUCCAUACUUGUUUUCAAGAUCAUUGCAGCGUUCAAGCUUCAGUUUAAGGCACUUGUCUCAAACAUGGCAUUAGAUGUUCUGUGGACUUGUUAUGUUUGUUAAUCUCUUUAUGUGAUACUGUUGUACACUAGUGUUCUUAUUUGAUGUCUUUCAGUUUGACCCUUCCUAGUAGCAGUAUAAAUUAUUUGAUUGUGUUUCAAUAGUAAUUAAAGUUAUUUUGUAAUUUC